AUGGCUUACAAUCCCAGGCAAGAGUCGGCUUUGAGUUGCGACAAUCCCACACAAGCAGAUGAACCAUCAGAGGUUUCGUCUCUAACAGCUACCGUAACCGAAUCCACCCCUCUUCUUCAGACCCGAUUACCUUCUGAUGCCUGCUCUGAAACCGCCUCUCCGUCCUCCUGCUCCCCUUCCCCAGGCCGCUCUCCUCAAGAGGAAGAUGAAACCGUCAUCAUCCCUCCAACAAACUUGCCUAAUAGUCGCAUUUGGCUCACUCUCGGUGCCACUUAUGUUGGAGUCUUCUUGGGAGCGCUGGAUUCGUCCAUCAUGGCAACGCUCUCAGGGCCUAUUGCGUCCGAGUUUCAGUCGCUUUCCCUCCUCUCAUGGCUCGCCACUGCUUACUUGAUCGCAAAUGCCACAUUUCAGCCGCUAUCAGGUCGGCUAACCGAUAUCAUUGGGCGCGGGCCGGGGCUCGUAUUCAGCAAUGUUAUGUUUGCGCUGGGUAACCUGCUCUGCGGCAUCGCCAAGGGGAAGUGGGGGAUGAUUGUCGGUCGGGUUAUCGGUGGUGUCGGAGGUGGAGGGUUGAUGAGCAUAAGCACGUUUCUGGCGUCGGAUUUGGUGCCUCUCAACAGGAGAGGCGUUGUGCAGGGUGUGGGGAAUAUUGCAUAUGGGUAA
Messenger RNA from Thermochaetoides thermophila DSM 1495, 660 nucleotides. RefSeq lists its product as uncharacterized. The record is from RefSeq and is a predicted model, not a curated record. Lineage: Eukaryota; Fungi; Ascomycota; Sordariomycetes; Sordariales; Chaetomiaceae. The transcript has a single exon. Gene Ontology annotation, biological process: transmembrane transport; basic amino acid transport. Gene Ontology annotation, molecular function: basic amino acid transmembrane transporter activity. Bases 1 to 660 code for a protein of 219 amino acids. Gene Ontology annotation, cellular component: fungal-type vacuole membrane.